This is a messenger RNA of Ipomoea nil (Japanese morning glory), 1593 nucleotides long. RefSeq names its product scarecrow-like protein 3. The coding region runs from base 31 to 1389 and encodes 452 amino acids. Gene Ontology annotation, biological process: regulation of DNA-templated transcription. The record is from RefSeq and is a predicted model, not a curated record. Gene Ontology annotation, molecular function: DNA-binding transcription factor activity; sequence-specific DNA binding. Gene Ontology annotation, cellular component: nucleus. The transcript has 2 exons. Lineage: Eukaryota; Viridiplantae; Streptophyta; Magnoliopsida; Solanales; Convolvulaceae.
AAAGUUUAAAGCUACUCUCACCAAAUCUUUAUGUCCUCAUUCUCAUUCCAUCUCACUCAAAAUUCCUCUGCAUCUCUCUCUCUCUAUCUUCACUGCAAGCAAUUAACAAUGUUUCAGGAUAAUAAUGAUGGAUCCUCGUCCAUAACUUCCUUGUCGCCGAGGAUGGCCGCCGGCGGAUUUGGGUCGCUGUGCCACUGGUUCAAGGAGCUGAAGCCGGAGGAAAGGGGCCUCUAUCUCAUCCACCUCCUUCUCACCUGCGCCAAUCACGUCGCCGCCGGCGCCCUCGACAGCGCCAACGUCGCACUCGACCAAAUCUCCCACCUCGCCUCUCCCGACGGCGACACCAUGCAGCGCAUCGCUUCCUAUUUCGCCGAGGCCCUCGCCGAUAGAAUUCUCCGGACGUGGCCCGGUCUUUACAAGGCCCUCCACUCCACUAGACUCCCGGCUCUCUCCGAUCAAGUCAAGGCCAAGAAGAUGCUUUACGACCUUUUCCCUUUCUUGAAGGUAGCUUUCAUGGUGACUAACCAAGCGAUAAUCGAAGCCAUGGAAGGGGAAAAGCUAGUCCACAUCAUAGACCUCAACGCCGCCGAACCCACCCAGUGGCGGCCGCUGCUCCAGGACUUGAGCGCCCGCCCCGAAGGGCCGCCGCAUCUGCGCAUAACCGGCGUGCACCCCCACAGAGAGGUGCUAGACCAAACCGCCCGCGCGCUCACCGACGAAGCAGAGAAGCUCGACAUCCCUUUUCAGUUCACCCCAAUCGUCACCAACCUCGAAACCCUAGAUUUCCGACAACUCCGCGUCAAAACCGGGGAGGCUCUGGCCAUCACCUCCUCCCUGAAACUCCACACUCUCCUCGCACACAACGACGAACCCGGAAAGAACCCCCAAAGACCGGGGGAUCAUUAUUUCCUCGAAAACCACAAGAUCAAAGGAUUCCUCGACGCUCUACGAGGUUUAUCCCCGAAAAUCUUGAUAAUCUCGGAGCAAGAAAGUAACCACAACGGAGAGAAACUGAUGGAGAGGCUCUCGGAAUCGCUGCACUACUACGCGGCAUUAUUCGACUGCCUAGAAUCGACGCUGCCCAGAACAUCAUCGGAGAGACUAAAGGCGGAGAAGAUGGUGCUGGGCGAGGAGAUCAAGAACAUCAUAGCCUGCGAGGGAAUGGAGAGGAAAGAAAGGCACGAGAAGCUGGAGAAAUGGUUCUGGAGAUUGGGGUCGUCUGGGUUCUGGAACGUGGCGCUGAGUUACUACGCCAUGUUGCAAGCUCGGAGGUAUUUGCAGAGCUGCCGGUGCGAUGGGUAUAACGUGAAGGAAGAGAAUGGGUGCGUGGUGAUAUGCUGGCAAGAUCGAGCUCUCUUCUCGGUGUCGUGUUGGAGAUGCAGGAGAUAAUUAAACCUAGAAGAAGACGAUUGGUUAGAGUUGGUUCAUCGUACCAAAGGAACAUAGGACAGAGACAGUACUGUUGUGUUGUAUUAUGUUUGUUCAUGAUGCGUUACAUUUACUUCUCAACAAAUUGGUCCGUCAACCAAGUUUAGCCAAUUAUUGUGUAUAGUUUUAGCUUUUUUAUUGAGGAUAAUCUUUUUGGAGUAUUAA